Plenodomus lingam JN3 is the source of this 1806-nucleotide messenger RNA. RefSeq lists its product as uncharacterized. Lineage: Eukaryota; Fungi; Ascomycota; Dothideomycetes; Pleosporales; Leptosphaeriaceae. The record is from RefSeq and is a predicted model, not a curated record.
AUGUCUGGCACUCAGGAUCUAGCAUUCGGUCAAGGGCCUCCUUAUCCCCCUCGCGAGGUAGCGCUUGGUGGUACGCCCAGUGUGGAACCCGAUGUCCCGAUCUCGGUCAUUUUCUUUGUGCUGUACCUCAUUUUUGGUGUCGUCCACAUUGUAAUCUUCAAGAAGAACAAGCAGCGUGGACACAAAUUCGUCUUCAAUGGCGCAAUACUGGGACUGUGCAAGAUUCGACUGAUCACGAUGACUUUGCGCAUAGCCUGGGCUUGCUAUCCUGGAAACACCGGCCUAGCAAUGGCAGCAAACAUAUUCGUCUACGUGGGAACCAUCAUCUUGUACAUGGCAAACUGGUUCUUCGUCCAGCGCAUCGUCCGCGCACAACAUGCACGUCUCGGAUGGUCUACUCCGUAUCGCGUCUUUCAUCGCGCUGCUCUCGUGUGCUUGAUCGUCACUCUGAUUAUACUCAUCGUAUCGCAGGUUUCCCGCAACUUUACUUUGAAUGAGGAAAGAUUGGACACUUUUCGCGCGUUGUUUCUUGCAAGUCAGACAUACUUUGCCAUCUUUUGCUUCGCCCCGGUUAUUCUGAUAGCCACGUCUCUUAUCAUUCCUCGCAUGGAAGUCGAGAAAUUCGGAGCUGGCAGACUCAGGGUCAACAUAGCCGUUCUACUUAUCGCUGUGAUGAUACUCUUGACGGGACAGAUCUUCCGCUGUGUCCUGGCUUGGAUCCCACAGACAGCGUUGCUCGACCUGAGUGGAACCAACACAUUGCCAUGGUAUCUGUCCAAAGCAUGUUUCUAUAUCUUUAACUUCGUCACUGAAAUGGCGGUCGUCAUUAUAUAUGCUGUUACACGUGUCGAUCUGCGAUUCCACAUCCCAAACGGUGCGAGGAGGCCAGGCGAUUACUCGGGCAGGCGCGUCGAUUCCAAUAGGCCUGAGAGUGCAAAAGGCCUCGCAGAAUCCGGUGAUACUGCGUGCCCACCCAUGAUCCAUCAAAGCGAUUCCAGCCAGACCCUACAUCAAUAUCAAUCGUCAGUUUUCGAGGAGGCGAAAACACUGGCCGAUUCGCUGCGCUACCCUUCAUCGAUACUAGAGGUGGACCAGAAGACAGGAAGCUGGAAAAUCAGACGGCAAUCUAGCGGAUCUUCUAGUACUCACACCAGUAUUUCCUAUGCGCCCUCGUCCAGGACAACCCUCAACGACCGCAGGACAAUUGGCGAGGACAUUCCUCCUGUUCCUGAAAUACCAGCCGAAUGGCCAUUACCAGACGCUGCACCACCUCGCGGAUCCGGCGCCGUUCUCGAACAUCAGAACCCGACGUCCCGCAGAGGCACCCCAAAAGAUACAUCUGAGGUUGGCAGUCCUGAACUCAACGACGUCGACAUCGGCAACGCAGUUACAGAUGCCCUAGCGACACUCGAGAUGAACAGUGAAGAGAAAACAGCCAUGUCACCAAAACCGCCAAAGACAUUGCCACCACGGUUCAGUUGUGAAUUUCCCGUUUCCCCAGUAUCGCCUCUGCAAACACACAACCCCACUCUUCCCAUCAUCGAUGAUACCUUGCCAACCUGCACUCGCAGCAGACGCAACACAUACCCGCUCACCGAUACUCCGCCGCAGCAUGAGAACGUCAGCACGCGUGCGAGUUUGAGCGCAGCGAGUGAAGUCUCAGCUUCGGGCACGGUAGCUAGAAAGAGCUCGUCAAGGUACAGUGAUGACACAGAAAGUAGUGUUGAUGGGGAGAAAGAUAUGGUGGAUGAGGAGUUUGGGCGAUUUAGCUAUGAGGCUGCAUCUAGUGAUAGAAACGGAGAAUGA